This is a messenger RNA of Lodderomyces jiufengensis, 579 nucleotides long. RefSeq lists its product as uncharacterized. The record is from RefSeq and is a predicted model, not a curated record. The transcript has 2 exons. Bases 1 to 579 code for a protein of 192 amino acids. NCBI's taxonomy places the organism in Eukaryota, Fungi, Ascomycota, Pichiomycetes, Serinales, Debaryomycetaceae. Gene Ontology annotation, cellular component: membrane; endomembrane system.
AUGCCCAAACCAAAACAUUCACCUCAUGAUUCAUGCCCAAUAUGCAAUGGACUAUACAAAUCAUUGACAACAAAAUUACCACCUCACUUAGCAAAAUCGGGUCAAUUUCAAUUUUUAACUAAUUGUUCCCUACUCACUACAGUUAUCUACUUAACAUUAUCAGUUUUUGGAUUAGCUCCGCUAUGGUUAUAUAACUUAUCAUCUAAUUUAGAGUUUAAUGUCAUAGUGUCGUAUUGGUCAAUGGCUCUAAUUUUUCCACAAAUGGUUGGUGAAGCUGAAGUUGAUAGAAAUUUAUUUAUGGAUUUACAAGUUCAUGCAUUUCCUUACUUAUAUUUAAUAAUUGACUCGCAACCUAGUCUCGGUUUAUUUAACUCCUCGAUGUUGACUUGCUUGUAUGUUUUAAUAUAUUGGUUCUAUUUUGAAUGGGAAUGUGGUAAACAUUUAAAUGAUGGUGUGAGUGGAUACCCUUAUCCUUUUUUAAAAGGCAAAAAUUUGGUAAGUAGAUUUUGGUGCAUGUUUAUAUUUGCUUUUAUUGGGUGUUUGAAUUGGUUUGUACUAAAUCUUCGAAGAUUAAUGUAA